AUUACUGUACUUUUUCCACCCGAGUAGGUUUAUGUUGAGUCUGAAUAUGAGUGUGUUGGUGACCUAAGAUUUGCUGACGAGGUCAUCAAAGAGUGAGGUGUAAGUUAGUACCUGCAGUUUACCUGGGUAUUACUUCGAACCUGUUUUUAGCUGUCACGGUUGGUUGAGCUACACCUGUGAUGGGAUGCACCUGACUGCUCCUUAGUAACGGUAAAGUUUAGUGGAGAUAGAUGUAAACAUGACCUGUAUCUAACUGUAUCUAUAACUGCCACCUCGACCGCAGUACCCGUGUAACGCUUCUCUAACAAUGGGCAGUGGCAAUUCCUCCCCCUCAGGGGGCUCCUCCUCCUCCUCUGGAAACAGGCAGAUAGCUGGACGGUCCAAUCCACCGGUCACUUUUGUUGUCAACGAGGAAAAGCAAGCAGGGCCCGAGUCAGAACUAGCAACCCUGAUCCAGGUGAAGUCUGUGAGUUUCCUCAUCGCUGAGAAUUGUCCUGAUCAUCACACAGACGAGUAUGACAUUACACAGGACGAUAAAGCACCUAAACUGGUGGUCAGGAGAGGUCAGUUCUUCAAGAUUCAAGUGGAGCUUGACCGUCCUUACGACAAGUCCAAGGACAAGAUGUCUCUGGAGUUUGAUAUAGGAAAUUGUCCCACUCAGACCAAACGCACUCUGAUCAAGGUGGACCUAGACGGAAAAGAGGAGAAGAAUAAGUGGAAUGCCAAAAUAGAGAGUGCCGAAGAGACAAAACUGAUUGUCAGUGUACGGCCCGCUCCGGACUGUAUCAUUGGGCGCUGGGGAUUCCACAUCAGGGUCUCCAACAGAAACAGCAGAGGCAAAGACACUCCCUACGCAUACAAGAUUUACAAAGAAGAACACAAGAUCUAUAUCCUCUUCAAUCCUUGGUGCAAAGAGGACACUGUCUUCCUUGGCGAGGAAGGUCUCCUGAAAGAGUAUGUACUCAAUGAUUCUGGAAGGAUCUACUACGGAAGUAAAAGAAGGAUUAAACCUCGUUCCUGGAACUUUGGACAGUUUGAUGAUGUAAUUCUCGACUGUGUCCUUGACCUUCUCCACGGAAGUGGAAUAGACAUGAAAGCCUGUGCCAGCUCUGUACUGGUAGUCCGCAAACUGACCGCUUUGGUAAACAACAUUGGAGAUAACGGUGUACUGGCAGGCAACUGGUCCGGCAAAUAUGAGGGGGGCAAAUCCCCAACAAGCUGGGCAGGAAGUGUAGCGAUACUGGAGCAAUACUAUAGUACCAAGAGACCGGUAAAGUACGGCCAGUGCUGGGUCUUCUCCGGUGUACUAACCACCUGUUGCCGUACCCUGGGUAUCCCUGCCAGGAGUGUGACAAAUUUUGGCUCUGCUCAUGACACUGAUACCAGUCUCACAAUAGACAAACACUUUGACAUGAACAGAAAACCUCUCAAGAAAUACAACUGUGACUCUGUAUGGUAA
Messenger RNA from Mizuhopecten yessoensis (Yesso scallop), 1459 nucleotides. Its product is annotated as annulin-like. NCBI's taxonomy places the organism in Eukaryota, Metazoa, Mollusca, Bivalvia, Pectinida, Pectinidae. The coding region runs from base 308 to 1459 and encodes 383 amino acids. Gene Ontology annotation, molecular function: protein-glutamine gamma-glutamyltransferase activity. The transcript has 7 exons. The record is from RefSeq and is a predicted model, not a curated record. Gene Ontology annotation, biological process: peptide cross-linking.